ACCCCCAGGAUGGACAAGUUGGCGUGUAACCCAUUCGCUUUGUCUGGGACCUCUUUACAUGUGAGCAAACCUUCAUACACGUUCUUUUACUGCCAUCUACUGUUCUUUAUAUGCAAGUGCAGAUGCCGAAAAAAAAGGAAAUCGCCAACCCGCCCAUUAGGCUCAUUUAAUUGGCAAACGUGUCAAGAGCAGCAAGCGCGUGCAGAUCAGUGCGGUGCAAAUCAUGGCUUUGAGAAUGUAUGAAGAAAAAGAUCAUGUGGCUGCCUAUCUGCAGUACAGAGUGACUCCUGAAGAAAUGAUCAACAGGAUUAUGGACUUUAUGAAACCAAAGACGCAACAGAAGUUCAACCUGGCAGUGGAUGUUGGAUGUGGUAAUGGUAAGGGGACCAUACUCUUGGCCCCCUUCUUCGACCAGGUUGUUGGGACAGACGUUAGUCCCGCCCAGCUGGAGAUGGCACAGGCCAACAGCCUUUGCUCAAACGUGACUUACAGGCAGUGUCCUGCAGAAGAACUCCCGUUCGAAUCGAGUCAGGUCGACCUCGUGACGGCCAUGACGGCGGCUCACUGGUUCGACCGCCCACGCUUCCUGAAUGAGGCCGACCGUGUACUCAAGUCCAAUGGCUGCCUGGCCCUGCUGAGCUACACGAUGGACAUGGAGCUGGAGUAUGGCGAUGCCACAAGUGCGCUUAACAACAUCUGUGAUGAGUUAUAUGCAGCUCUGAGACCCUUCAAAAACCCUUGUCUGGGCUCCUCUUCUUCAAAGAUCUACUUUGAUAUGUUUGAAUCCUGCACCUAUCCGGACAAAGAGUGGAAUGGCUCCCUAAGAGUUAACAGGACGGUGACAGUAAACAGUUUCAUCGGCAUGGUGGAGACUUUCACCAGCUAUCAGAAGCUGAUGCGCCAGGACGCCGCUGAGGCCAAACGUCUUUCUGACGACAUCAGGAACAAGCUAAUGGCCGCCAUGCAGGUGUCCUCACCAGACACAGAGCUCACUAUGGUGGUCAGGUAUUUCUACAUGUUUGCACGCAAACCUUGAUCCUUCUGACAAGCCUGAAGACAGACAAGAGAAGGGUCUCUUGGGUGGACACUCAUAAGAUUUGAAAAAAAAAGAAAACUCAGCCUCCAUCCUGACCUCGAAAUAAAACUUAAAGGUUGAGAAGAAAGAGUGUAAGCUGUUUUAUUUGUUUCAUUUGACAGUAUUUUUAGGCCCUGUCCACACAACAAUGUUCCUGGGAUUUUUUGGGGGGGCAGGUUAAAAACAAUUCUGACACGUCUCUCCAACAUUGCAUGGAAGUCGGGAACAUUGCCUCUGGAUUGGCAGACCGGGGUGGUGGUCCCCCUUUUUGAGAAGGGUGA
Dunckerocampus dactyliophorus (ringed pipefish) is the source of this 1356-nucleotide messenger RNA. RefSeq lists its product as uncharacterized. Gene Ontology annotation, molecular function: S-adenosylmethionine-dependent methyltransferase activity. The transcript has 6 exons. The record is from RefSeq and is a predicted model, not a curated record. Lineage: Eukaryota; Metazoa; Chordata; Actinopteri; Syngnathiformes; Syngnathidae. The coding region runs from base 224 to 1036 and encodes 270 amino acids.